AUGCCUCACAACGGAGACAGCCCCCGGACUGAAAGAACCGUUGAUUCAACGGUCCUGCUCGAUUUGGACCUCUUCAGGGUCUCAGCAGAUAAUGCAACCCGCGACGAGAAGAUCGCCUUGGCAUACCAUCGAGCCCGCGCGAUAGCAAAGCUAUAUGACUUUACAACGGGAGAUAUACAGUGCCUGACCGAGAAGUUCUGGCACUUCCAUCAGGACAUGAUCCAUACAUUAGACUCGGCCGCGUUCAGUCUGUUGGCGAUACAGUACAAUCUCUGUGUGGGGACCCUGGCUCCCUUCCUCGAACAUCGACCGGACCUUAAGGCUAUUGUUGAGCCAUUACUCUCCUUCGACAUUUCAGGACAGUUCCUUCUUGCAGAGGUCGGACAUGGUCUGGAUGCACAUGCUAUUGAGACGGUGGCUACCUUGCUUCCAGGUGGCACCUUCGACCUUCAUACUCCGAAUCCGGACGCAGCCAAAUUUAUGCCCGCAACAACCCCUAUAGAAGGCUUUCCCCGAAUCGGAAUUGUCAUCGCCAGAGUAUCGGUCGCGGAUGAAGAUCGUGGUGUUAAACCAUUUCUAGUCUGGCUCAACGAUGGCCAUGAAAUGUCUACAGGCAUAUACGCGAAAGUCCUCCCAGGACGAGCAGGAUCCAAAACCCUCGACCAUUGUAUCACAUCCUUCGAACACGUCCGGCUCCCGCACACAGCUCUUCUCGGAACUCUCGAUGCACCCGCAGACCGACGAAAGAGCUUCCAAUCCACUAUCCACCGCGUGUACAUCGGCACAUUGGCUCUAUCCACGGUUCUCAUAUCGGCGUUGAAAAGCUCCGUUUUCGUAGCAGGAAAAUACAGCUUCCGUCGACAUAUCUGGGGGCCUACUAAUGAGCCCCGACCGAUUGUAUUCUUCCGGCCACAACAUCGUCCGAUUCUUCAUACUUUAGCUCAGAUCGCUGUCUACGAUCCCUACGCAGCGGAAAGUAUCCAGAAUUACAUGGACACGAAAAUCCCAUACGUCGUCCGGCAAGGUAUUGCAACCGCUUUCAAAGCCGUCCUCCAUCGCGCGACACAGGAGAGCCUAUGCUAUCUCGGCGAGCGCUGCGGUGCGCACGGUCUGUUCGCGUAUAACAACAUCAUCGAUAACCAGAUUGAAGCUCAUGGGAACUCGAUCGCCGAGGGAGAUACCCUGGCUCUUUGCAUAAGGCUGGCCUCCGAGUUAAUCCUAGGACGAUACCGCAUGCCCCCACCCCGUUAUCCAUCCUGCCUUCUGGCCAUAUUCGAGACCGGUCUAUUCCGACAUGCUCGGGAUAUCAUAGACUCGCUCGAGGAGGUCCAGAGAACGGGGGAAUUCAAUAGACGUAUACUCCCCCGAUGCCAGACACUGGUGGAGGCUGUUGGUCACCGGAUGGCAUACGAGGCGGGCUUGGAUUCCGGUGUGGUGCCGGAAUUACUUGACCUCUAUGAGGCUGGGGUCAUGCUGCAGCAUUCUGGGUGGUUUGUGGAGAACCUGGGAUUAGAUAUGGAGACGCAGUUCAAUAUGGAGAUGCAAGCGAUGAACGGAGUGCUGCCUCGGCUUGAACACUUGUUGGAGGCCACCGGUGCAGAGCCGUAUUGUACAGCGCCCAUUGUAUCUAACGAGGCCUGGGCGGAGUUUGUUAACGGCCUCGAAGUAUAUAAGGGUAGUGCUCGGAUGGAUAUCUGUGAGUAUGAUGAGGACGUCGGUGAUACUGUUAGUAUAUUUGGAUUCCUCAAGGAGAGUGGCUAG
Aspergillus nomiae NRRL 13137 is the source of this 1761-nucleotide messenger RNA. RefSeq names its product acyl-CoA oxidase. Gene Ontology annotation, molecular function: fatty acid binding; acyl-CoA oxidase activity; FAD binding. The transcript is spliced from 6 exons. The record is from RefSeq and is a predicted model, not a curated record. The coding region runs from base 1 to 1761 and encodes 586 amino acids. Gene Ontology annotation, cellular component: peroxisome. Lineage: Eukaryota; Fungi; Ascomycota; Eurotiomycetes; Eurotiales; Aspergillaceae. Gene Ontology annotation, biological process: fatty acid beta-oxidation using acyl-CoA oxidase; lipid homeostasis.